AAACCAAAAACUAAAAUAAAAUGAGUUUGUACUCGGCGCUCUUCUGGACAGACCUCUUAAAGAUGGUGCACAAAGCCAAUUUAAUUAAGGAGAAUGCAGAGCUAAAACAGCAAAUAAAAAACGAUGUAAAGAAAACAUUGCAGUGGAAAUUCCCAAAUACCUCGCUUCAGGUGAGAUUGUUUGGCUCCCGCAUAAUGGGAGUGGGUGAUUCCGAAUCAGACCUCGAUAUAUAUUUAGUUAUAGGUAACUCUUCUGGAGUAUAUAACGAGAAGUUAACCCGGAAAGUACGUUUUAACCUUCGCACGAUCGUAAGUGCGAUCCUAGAUAAUAAAACUAAGUGGGAACUUACAGCCGUCCUAGAUCGCACCUUUCCACUCGUCACUGUCCUCCAUAAAGGGACAAACAUUAAGUGCGACAUAAACUUUCUGAACAGAAUGUCUUGUGACCAGAACCAGUUGGUCAACUACAUUUUUAAGCUGCAGCCCAUUGCUCGCUACAUGGUGAUAUUUCUGCGGGCCUGGUCCCAAAAACACGGCCUUAGCAGAUGCUUUCGAAGCCAUAUCUUUAUCUUGUUGGUGAUUUUCUUCCUGCAAGUCCAGGGCCAUCUACCAGCCAUCAAAGAUCUUCAGACUGACCUUGUUCCCAAUGUUGCUCCAUGGACAUCAAACUUUCACGAAUUUCCGUUGUCAAAGUUUGCUAUGAAGGAAAUUGGAGUGAACGAAAACAAAACUCGCCAGAUCUUACACGAAUUCUUCAAGUUGUAUUCUACCUUUCCCUUUCACGAGCUGGUUGUUUGUCCCUAUCUGGGAAAGCGUGUUAUUCGCAAACAGCUAAAGGACUUAAUGCCCCCAUGUUUCAAGUAUCCAGUCAAAUCUCCGGUGUUCGUACAAGACCUGAUACUCUUGAAUCAUAACAAGGGCUUCCAAAUAAAGCAGCUGCAGAUUUACGCGUUUCAAGACGAGUGCUGCGCUGAAAUAGAAGAUUAUGAUGAUGAUUAUUAUUAAAACAUAAAAAUUGAUUGCACGUCCGUCCGACCGACGUAAGCGGCCACGCGUUCCGGUCUGGAUUAACUCAAGACCCGUCUACAAAUAUUUUCACACACCACCAGAUGGAAUCAUUUCUUUAGAUUAAAAUUACAAAUAUUCAAAAAUCCAUAAUAAAAUU
Molecule: messenger RNA, 1164 nt
Organism: Drosophila persimilis
Lineage: Eukaryota; Metazoa; Arthropoda; Insecta; Diptera; Drosophilidae
Product: terminal uridylyltransferase Tailor-like
Exons: 6
Coding region: 21-1004 (327 amino acids)
Biological process (GO): mitochondrial mRNA polyadenylation; mRNA 3'-end processing
Molecular function (GO): poly(A) RNA polymerase activity
Source: RefSeq, a predicted model, not a curated record